AUGAAGAUGACAUUGAUAGCAUUGGUCCUAGUGGUUGCCUUGAGCACAAAGGCACUAGUUGGUGAAGCAGGUCCUGCCCCAGAGCAAGUGGUGGACACAUCAGGGAAGAAGGUGCGAGCUGAUGGAUUUUACUACAUUGUUCCAGCAUCCUCUGAUGUAGGUGGCCUUGCUCUCUCAACCACCGGUCAAGACUGUCCUCUUGAUGUUGUAGCUGUUGAUGGUUACCAAGGCCAGUAUUUGUCCUUUGAACUUGUUAAUGAUAAGAAAGGUGUUGUUCGUGUUUCCACUGAUCUCAACAUCUAUUUCUCCACCUACACAACUUGUCCACAAUCCACAGUGUGGAAGCUUAAGGACUUUGAUUAUUCAACAUCACAGUGGUUUGUGACUACUGGUGGUGGUUUCGGCAACCCUGGUCCUGAUACCAUCAGGAAUUGGUUCAAGAUUGAGAAGUACGAAGAUGCUUACAAGUUGGUUUAUUGUCCAAGUGUGUGCAAUGACUGCAGUUAUCCAUGCAGUGAUAUUGGAAUAUACCAGGAUCAAUAUGGCAAGCGUUUAGCUCUAUCUUCUCAGCCAUACAAAGUGCAGUUCCAGAAGGUUGAAUCCUUUUAA
This is a messenger RNA of Sphenostylis stenocarpa, 609 nucleotides long. Lineage: Eukaryota; Viridiplantae; Streptophyta; Magnoliopsida; Fabales; Fabaceae. The record is from the annotation of a GenBank genome assembly.